This is a messenger RNA of Eutrema salsugineum, 1231 nucleotides long. RefSeq names its product mitochondrial outer membrane protein porin 1. The coding region runs from base 106 to 936 and encodes 276 amino acids. Gene Ontology annotation, cellular component: mitochondrial outer membrane. Lineage: Eukaryota; Viridiplantae; Streptophyta; Magnoliopsida; Brassicales; Brassicaceae. Gene Ontology annotation, molecular function: voltage-gated monoatomic anion channel activity. The transcript is spliced from 6 exons. The record is from RefSeq and is a predicted model, not a curated record. Gene Ontology annotation, biological process: monoatomic anion transmembrane transport.
UUCUUCAUCAAUCUCUUAUAUACGCCACAACUUUCAUUUCGUCUCUACUUGCGAUUCUCAGACUCUGUCGAACUAUCUUUUCUUUCGUUUACCACAGAAGCAAAAAUGGUGAAAGGUCCUGGUCUCUACACCGACAUCGGCAAAAAAGCCAGAGAUCUUCUGUACAAGGACCACAAUAGCGACCAGAAACUCAGCAUCACUACUUACUCUCCAGCCGGUGUUGCCAUCACUUCAACUGGAACUAAGAAAGGUGACUUACUGUUGGGAGAUGUAGCUUUUCAGUCGAAGCAAAAGAACAUUACUACUGAUUUUAAAGUUUGCACAGACUCUACGGUUUUGAUCACUGCUACGGUUGAUGAGGCUGCACCUGGGCUGAAGUCAAUCUUCAGCUUCAAGGUCCCUGACCAAAAUUCCGGCAAGAUUGAGCUGCAGUAUUUGCAUGAUUACGCCGGUAUCAGCACGAGCAUGGGAUUGACUCAAAACCCAACUGUCAACUUCUCUGGUGUGAUUGGCAGCAAUGUGGUGGCUCUUGGUACUGAUGUUUCAUUCGACACCAAAUCCGGAAAUUUCACCAAGAUCAAUGCUGGCCUAUCCUUCACCAAGGAUGAUUUGAUUGCCUCCCUUACCUUGAACGAGAAAGGCGAUGCGAUGAACUUGUCGUACUACCACAUUGUUAACCCGCUGUUCAACACGGCGGUUGGAGCAGAAGUGAGCCACAAGUUCUCAAGCAAGGACAACACCAUAACUGUUGGAACACAGCAUUCGCUUGACCCUUUGACUUCAGUGAAGGCACGUGUGAACAGUGCGGGAAUAGCCAGUGCACUCAUUCAACACGAGUGGAGACCCAAGUCGUUCUUCACAAUCUCAGGUGAAGUUGAUACUAAGGCUAUCGACAAGAGUGCUAAGGUUGGAUUGGCUCUCGCUCUCAAGCCUUGAAACAGAGAUUGAAGAAUCCAAGCUGCUAUAGCUUCUUAACUAGUUUUUUCUAUGCGGUUCUGUUUUUUUUUCUCUGCUUGGGUUGGUGCUUUUAAUGGCUACUACUGAUCUUUCCCAUUUUCUUGUCGGAUUUGUAGAGAAUAAAAAGGUUGAAAAAAGAUCAUCUUGGUGAUGAUGAACCCUUAAAAGAUCCUUUCUAUUUCUUCUUCUUUGCUAUGUCACCGUGUUCGUUGGAUUUGUUUUCGGGAUUUUUUGUGGUCCUAUGGGUCUGGGCUUAACACAAGCGUUGAUUUUA